UAGCCUUACUUCCUCUCAGUUUAGACAGUAGAGUCCAUCUCAGGCUGGCUUCUCCCUUUCAUCUUAUUUAGGAUCCAGCUGUUUAUUUUUUCAAAGCAGUUUAGGAAAAUCCAGUAUCUGCCACUUCCGCAGAGGGCCGACCCAGUAUUCUCCUGUACUUGUGAGUCUGUCACAGUUCCUGCCAGCACUUUUCAGGUAGAGAAUCAAGCCUGGUACAUUUUAUUUGGGGAGGAAGAGUGUAAGGUUAUCUCUCUUCUGGAAAGUAAGUCAAAGAGAAUUGUUUUUGAAAAGGAGUGAAAAAAAAAAUAAAGACGUUGCCUAAAACGAAAAACUACUAAGCAAAUAAAAGCAACUAAUUUUUCUACCGUUUAGUAUAAAAUAGCAUUUAUUCAUAAGAUUCCUACGUGAAGGAAAAUAAUAUUAUUUUUUUAGUAAAAACAAGGAAACCCUGGUGGCAUAGUGGUUAAGUGCUAGGGCUGCUAACCAAAAGGUCAGCAGUUCAAAUCCACCAGGUGCUCCUUGGAAAUCCUAUGGGGCAGUUCUGCUCUGUCCUAUAGGGUUGUUAUGAGUCGGAAUUGACUCGACGGCAACAGGUUUUAGUAAAAUCAAACAUUGUUGUAAUCAUUUUCUCCAAAUAAUUUAUCCAACUGUGGUUUAAUGAUAAUUAUAAUAAUAGUACUCUUUGUCUGACUUGCAGUGCUUUUAUAUAUGCUAUAUUAUUUGUUUAACUUCAUUAGAACAAACUAACUCGAUUUUGAAGGUGAAGGAAUUGUGUUUAAAGAGACCCAGUGGCUUGCUAUGGUCAGACGCCUAGUUAAGGUGGAACCAGGACUCCAGCACUGGGCUCCCUACUUUUUGUCUGGUGUUCUUUCCUCUUCACUGAACAUCUUCACCCCACAUACUCCCUGAUAAGGACAAGGGAAAUAGAAAAUACAAGCUUUUUUUUUUUCCCAGAAAUAAAUGAAUUUUCUGAAAAAUUGUGUCCCUCACCAAAAUUAUUAGCUUUGUUUUGACCUUCCUCCUGUACUGAGAAAAGUAAUUAAAUCAGUUUCUUUUUUUAACUUUGGUUGAUUGAAAGAUACUUAUAUCAACCUUGUAUCCUGCAAUCUUGCUAUAAUCACUUAUUAGUUCCGAGAGUUUUUUGAUUGAUUCUUGGGAAAUUUCUACAUAGAAAAUCAUAUCAUCUGCAAAAAAAAAAAAAGUCUGUAUACCUUUAAUUUUCUUUCUUUUAUACUUCAAUUAUCUAGGCUUCCAGUACAGUGUUCAAUAGGAGUGGUUGGUGUAGACAUCCCUGUCUUGUUCUUGAUCUCCAGGGGGAAGCAUCGAGUUUCUCACCAUUCAGUGUGAUGUUUUGUUGCUGUUCUUCGGGAAAUUGAGGCAGUUCUCCCCUGUUCCUGGUUUGCUGGGAGAUUUUAUCCUGAAAGGGUGUUGGACUCUGUCGAGUGCUUUUUCUUUGUUGAUAUGAUCAUGAUUUUCCUCCUUCAGCCUGUCGAUGUGGUUAAUUGACUGGGAAGUGUUGAACCACCCUUGUAUACCUGGAAUAAAUCCCACGUGGUCACACUCUUAGAAUUUUGGGAAGGAGACAUGGUUCUCAGUGUUGCAAAGCUUGUACCAGCAGGACUGCACGUCUACCAGACGCUUGACGGAGAUGAACUGACACUGUGUGAGCUGGAAAUUGCUGAUGGGGAAGACAUUUUUGUAUGGAAUGGAGUGGAGGUUGGCGGAGUCCAGAUUCAAACUGGUAUUGACUGUGAACCUCUGCUUCUGAAUGUUCUUCAUCCAGCAACAAGCAGAGAAGGAGAAAAGUGUCAGCAGUUGAUAGAAUCUCCACACGUCUUUCCAUCGAAUGCGGAAGUAGGCACCGUCUUCACAGCCUUAGCGGUCCCAGCGGGUGUCAUCUUAAUAAGCCGUGCUGAAUCCACGGGCGAAGAGAGCUGGACUGCUAUUCCCAUGGAAGACCUGAAGAAGACAUUCAGAGAGCAAGGUCUCAGCAACGGAAGCUCAGUUUUAAUUCAGGAUUCUAAUGGUGAUGAUUAUAGCGUGUUGACCAGACAAGGGAGAUGGAGUGCUGGUCCGAAUGAGACCAAUUGGCUCCAAGUUAAAAACAUAUGCCAGUUAGAGUCUGAAGAAAAGCAAGUGAAGAUAGCAGCAACUACUAACACAGUGCUGUUUGAUAUUCGAAUUGAAGCCAUAAAGGAAUUAAAAUUAAUGAAGGAACUAGCUGAGAACAGCUGUUUGAGACCUAUCGAUAGAAAUGGGAAGCUUCUUCCUCCCGUGCCAGACAGUUAUACUUUGAAGGAAGCAGAAUUGAAGAUGGGAAGCUCAUUAGGACUGUGUGUUGGAAAAGCACCCACUUCCACUCAGCUGUUCCUGUUCUUCACUUUGGGGAGUGACAUUCAGCCCGGGACAGAGAUGGAGGUCAUAGUGGAAGAAACAGUAUCUGUGAGAGAUUGUUUACAGAUAAUGCUGGAGAGAGCUGGCCUGCAAGGAGAUACGUGGCAUUUGCGAAAAAUGGAUUGGUGUUACGAAGCUGGGGAAGCUUUAUUUGAAGGAGAUGCAACACUGAAAGAGCUUAUGCUAUGUUCUGGAGAUACUUUGGUUUUAAUGGAAGGGACGCUUCCUCCUCCGGGUUUCCUGAAGGUACCCAUCUGGUGGUACCAGCCUCGGGACCCUUCAGGACACCGUGGGAGUCAGCAGGGCCAGACCAACUCUGCCACCUCUCAAGAUGGCACCUGGAGAGCCGCAUCCGCCCAAGGUGUCCCCGACACUGUGCACGCAGAAGGUCCUCUCCGCUAUGUGGGCGACGUGGAAAUCUCAGAAGAUGCUGCCUUGGUAGAUCUGAAGUGUCAGGCCCUUACCUUGCCAUCUUUCUCAGAGUUUGCCAUUCCAUCCCCAGCCUUCCUCCGAGCCUGGACUGUGGAAAGCAAACGCCCAGGCAGGCUCUUACGGAGCCACCAGCAGCAGCUCAAGGAAUGCAGACUGGGACGGAGAACUGAGAUCUGUUUGGAGCCUCUUCAGAAAGAAGAGAACUUGGGCCCCCAGGACUUGGUGCUCAGGACCCAGAUGCGCCUCCCUGGCAAGAGGGCCUACUCUGUGCCUGAGGACAUGGUGUGGGACACCACCAGAAGCUGCACCGCGGCCUCCCUGAGGCAGAGAGUGGCUGACUUCUACUCCCUUCCUGUGGAGAAAAUCGAGAUUGCGAAAUACUUUCCUGAAAAAUUUGAGUGGAUUCCCAUCUCGAGCUGGAACCAGCAAAUUGCCAGGAGAAAAAAGAAGAAAAAGCAAGAUAAUUUGCAGGCAGCACCUUAUUACUUGAAAGACGGAGAUACUAUUGGUGUCAAGAACCUGCUGGUUGAAGAUGAUGAUGACUUCAGUACAAUCAGAGAUGACGUUGGAAAAGAAAAACAGAGACAGCUCGCUCUGGGAAAAAAGAAAAGCCGAGAAGCCCUUCGUGUGCAGAGCAGCGAUGUUUUCUCCAGUGUGGAGACACCAGCCCGGCGCCGGGGACCAGAAACAUCUCUCUCCAUCCACGUUGGGAGUUUCAGAUAGCACCGGCUGCAGCCACCAUCCCCCGAGGACAUGACCAGGUGACUGCCGAAGUGUCUGUGCCUUGUCUCAGCAGCGGGCAGGCCCCGGGGUGGGCUCUGCCAGCUGUGGGUCUGCACUUCUGAGAGGAUGAACCAGCCGACUCCACGCAAGCAGGUGUUGUGGACUGACUGGUUGCCUCGUUUAGACACAGAUUCCAAACCCUCAGCUUUCUCACAAGUCUAGUGACGUUUGUCUCAGCCUAGGCAAACGCCCUUACUUUAUCAAGGAAAGAUGCGGUAUGCACACCCAGGCGACCCUGUCCGUCCCUUGCCAUGUCCUACAUGUGCCAAUCAGCCGUCCCCCUGGCGUCACAACGUUUCCGCAGCUGCCCUCUUUAUGAGGAAAGGCCCUACUUUUGCAUUCACUGACCACAGGUGUGGGAAAAAUGGCAUGUUGCUAAAAUCUGACGAAUCUCUUGUUUAAAACAAUGUUCAGUCACUUCCUUCUUCCCUUACACUGUGUAGAUGGCUCUUUGGUCACCUGUACUAACUAAUAAAGGCUCUGCCAUCUCCUCUCGAGCCAGUGCGCGGGCCAGGCUUCUACUGUAACGGGAGGGUGGUCUGCUUCCUGGCCCUCGUCUCCGCUCCUGCUCCUCACGCGUGACCCCCUCCUCCCCCUGGACUCAGUUAGAGCUGUGGUCUCACGAGCUAGCUCUCUCUCUGGAAUGAAGAGACAGGCGGGCAUCCUCUGAAGGGAAACACACCCUGCUAACGCGAAGGCAGCUGGCACAAGGUGUCGGGGAUCCAAACCUGAUCGUGGGGCGGUCUGCUCCUGCCUGAGAGCCUGCGGGGAGGCAGAGCCACUCGGCAGCUGUCACCUUCUGUCAUUUCAGGUUGUCCUAGGUGGGCUGAGUUGAGAUUCUUGAGUAUAGCUAUCUUACUGUCUCAUCUACAGAAGCAACUGAGGAAGAGAAUGUAAACAGAUUUCCUUUCUUCCUGAUUAAAGAUGGCUAAUCAUUGAAUUUGGAAAGCCUGGUGGCGUAGUGGUUAAGAGCCUAUGGCUGCUAACCAAAAGGGUAGCAGUUCGAAUCCACCAGGUGAGCCUUAAAAACCCUACGGGGCAGUUCUGUUCUGACCUACGGGGUUGCUGUGAGGCGGAAUCGACUUAGUGGCAGCUGGCUUGGUUUUUAGCUGUUGAGUUGAAGCAGCUGAAUUGGCCUUUAUGACAAAGACGGCACCUGUGAUACCGAAAUGACUGAUGGAGGCUCCAGGAUGAUCGGCCUUCUCAGGCUUGGCCGCAGUCUGAAGCAGGACUCCUAACACAUUCUCAAUCUUCCUUUGUAGUGGCUUUUGCCGACAACACUUACCACCUUGAUGUCACACAAUUUAUCAUUAUCACUUUUAUCGAGAUAGAAUGUAAAUGUUGAGGGACGGAAAGAAACUGACAAAUGCAAGUAAGGGGUCUCAGCCUGUCCCACAGCCUGGCCGGCGAAGUUCCUGCUGUUGGGUGUGUCCCGCUCUGUCAGAACUUGCCGCCGAGUGGGCCGCCCCGGCUGUCCCUUCAGCUGUCCUUCCACACCGUCCCAGCACUGUCAGCACUGGCCGCCUCUGCUGUGCAUUUGAGAGGGUGUUGUGUCAUAUGUGUUCGUUUGUAUCAAGGCAGUUGCUUUGUAAGAAGCUGGACUUUGAUCAGCAAGCUGCUUUCAGGUCCUCAAACACUAAAUCAGCCUCAAAAGACGCCUCACCCGUGGGUGUGGACAGUGUCUCAGCUGCACGGAGGUCCCUGACGAUCCCGGGACUGAAGCAUGCGGUUCACGCGCGGGCCACUGUCUUGUUUCGUCUGCUCUGACAGACCUCCUGUAGCGGCCCUUCAGUUCACCUCAAGGCGAGGAAGGGUUACUGUAAGGAGCAGCUUUGCUUCUGACGAGCUCACUGAGCAGUUCCAGGGGCCCGAGUCAAGCGCGGACCCAUGUGCCUUAAAGGGCCGGCCAGCUGUCUGCGGCUGCCCACGGCGGGGAGCCUUGGGGGGCUCUGCCUGCUUCCUUGCUUUUCUGUAUGCUUAUUUCUUAAUUUGGGAAUGGAGUGGGGCUACAGGCAAAGAACUGAGAUUUUGUUAAAGAAAAAAUAAACCAUUUUUAAAGUUGUGGUCUUCAGUUUCUACUUUAUGCUGUGUCAGGAGCUUGCUUGCUUUAGAGAAAAAACCUCUGUGGUCUUUUUCUCCCCCAACCGGAAUUCAAAUGCUAAACAAACAUGGUAUAUAUUCAGAAACACUGUAUCAGUACUACUUUAGAAAUAACAGAAGUAUGUUUUGGUUUAUAAGUUCAGCCACUUGGGGAAAUACUGUUGGAAGAAAUUGUAAAUGGUCGGGUUCUCACUCUCCUCCUAGGGAAACGGGACUGCCGGUGUUGGUUGAGUUACGGAAAAUAUACUUAUUAAACUGUGAUGUAUUUUUUGGCCCAAAAAAAAAAAAAAAAAUGGGAGCGAGGGGCAAGAAGUCCCUAAUAAUCCAAAAUUGUGACUUCACAGACGGUUUCCCUUCAGAAUCCACACCUGUGAUGGGGAAAGGACAACUCAUCCCUUUCUUCUUCCUUCUGUUCUUGACUCUGCGUCUACCCAAAGCAUGGCCAUGAUACAGGCUCAACGAAAUACAAUGAGUCGGCUGUGGGUGUUUUACCUUCUGCCGGUCCCCUGCACCUCAGAGAAACGCGAAGCCAUGGCAUCCAUCCACCACGGGUGCUAGCCAGGACUCUUCAUUCGCAAGUGAUGGAAACCCAACUCGGGCUGGCUCGGGCAGGAGUGGGAAUUUCCUGGCUCAUGAGACCAAGGAGUGGUGCUCAUGUCAGGCAUGGACCGAGACAUCCGAGGACAGGGACACCUGCCCCAUGCCCCUGCAGGCUCCUCCCCACACCCCCAGUGUAGCAAGCAAGAUGCCACCAGCAGCUCCAGAAUGACAUCCUGCCAGACUCAGAGUGCCUCUUUGCAAGGACCUGGGGAAGUGCUGACCCGAUGCCCAUGCACCCAGAGUGGACCGCUUGCCCAUCCCUGCCCCCGACUCCAUCCAGUAGCUGUGGAGGGGAGGGCAGAGAGGGUGUGACUUCCCACAGAGAAGCCAAAUGCUGCAACCGGAAGAGGAAGUGGGUGGUGGUUUCACAUACUUCUUCACAGGCAUAGGUGUCAAAAGUGACAACUCCCCCCACCUUAAUGCAACUAUUCUGUGUACAGCCUGGCCACACAGACCCCCCUUCCCAAAGGGAGGCAGCUCAGAGUUCCAGCCCCUUCUGCUCCCAGGCCAAGUCUCAGAUCUCCGGUGAGGCCAGAAUUCCUGGUGGCUCAGCACAGGGUCAGCUGCCCACGGCUAAAUGGCAAGUACAAGCCCUGCUUCAGGCCUAGGUUCAAGGCCAGGGUGAAGAGGUAGUGGGGUCACAGCCUGGCACAAGAGCACGCAACCUCACCCUGCCCAGGAAGCAAGUCCCUGGUGAGCGCUGGCACCCGGUCGUGUUCUCUGGGAGAAGGCUGCAUGUCUCGUCCCUCCGGGUACAUCUGAGACGAGCACUGGAAAGGGUUCCCCUCUGGAGUCAGCACUGUGACGGUUGCUUCCUCAGUGUGCUGUUCUGGAGACCUGGCACCAGUUACUUGGGGACCGAGUCAUCAGGCUGUUCACCAGCUUGCGCUUUUGCCGGCAACACAAUUUCCUUGAAGCUCGGGAGGCUUGUCGAGUGCCUUCUUCAGCAGUAUGAGCGAGAAGGCCUUAGCAACCAGAGCCAGCUGGUUUUCUUCCAAGUGUUUUGCAACCCUCUUAAGCAUUCACACUCUGUAUAAGAGCUGUGCCCAAGCUCCUGCCCUGGAAGUUCAGUGCCGGCCCCUCCAACCUGGCUCAGUGUGCUCGGAGCUGUCGUUCAGGGGUGAGCAGCUAGCUCCCUGCCGGGCCAAGGAGGGCCUUAGCACUCAGACACCCUCCACAUGGAUGCGCACAGGUCGGCCAGGGAGUUUUCUCUGCACCAAUUCCCCAGUUCUUAUAAGGGCUCCCUGGCCCCCGUUUUGGGGUCACACAUCUGUGUCAUAGGUAUAUAGCUUCAUAAAAUGUUCACCCAAGUCUACCAUCAGGAGAGAUUAAUAUUUGUUAGGGAAGGCCUGCUACCAGGGAUCAUAAGACGGAAAACAAGACCCAUAAAAGAUGUCCCGUAGAGGCAAUAUAGCAAAGUGAUCCAGUACAAUAUCUGGUGAUGGCCUAUCAUCACCUUGAAGGGCUUUUAAGAGGACUCGAUGAGCUACUCUGUGUAAAGUACUUAGGCCGGCACCUGGUAUAAAAUAUUCUAACAGUGUGACCAUCAUCAUUGUGGUCCAUCGUGAUGGCCCGUUCCCACUGGUUGGUUCAGUCAUGAUGAUGCAGUUCCGGCCACUAAGACUUUAGAAGGUAGCUGAAUAGAUUUCCUUUGUUUAGGAAGAGAUGGCCUUUCCACCCCCUUACGUUGGACAUGGUCGCUUUGGGAUGUGAUGCCCGGAUCCAUGGCAGCUAUCUUGUAACCAUGAGGCCUGCGAUCCUGAAAUACAUGGCCGCAUGAAGGAGAGUGCACACCAGGACAAAACCGGGGCUGUGAAACAAGAAGAGAGGAAGAGCCUCUGGGAAGCAACCAGCACUUCCAAAGCCCAUGCAGCCCUUUUGUGUCCUGCCAGUCUGAUGUUCUCUUCCGUAAUCUUUGUGCCUGUCCCUUGCUCCAGGAAACUGGGGGAUGGCAAAGUGACAAUGAUCUUAGAGAGGUGGCCUCCUUGAAUGAAAUAGGACACUAAAACUACAGUGAGAGGUCAGAGAGCUCCAGGAGUGCAGUUUUAUAUGAAAGGUUUAAGAGCUGAAAUACGAGAUAAAGUGAUUCACCCUCAGUAGACCUGAGCUAGGGCCGCAGGUGGCUCUGCAGCCUUUAAGUCUAAGAAGCAAAGCUUCACCCUGCACCCUGCCUCCUUGCUGAAUUAAUCCAACAGCUCAGAACCAUGCCCUAAAAAAUACAAUGGCUUUUCAGCCAGCAACAAUUCAACUUAUUUUUAGAGCAGCUGAAAACAUUUCCGAAUCCAGUUUUGGAAAGAUUUUGGCAGCCACAGUUUUAUGUCAGAGCACAAGGAAUGAUGAAAAGGAAUCUGACAAUGGAAGGUCAAAAAC
Molecule: messenger RNA, 8679 nt
Organism: Loxodonta africana (African savanna elephant)
Lineage: Eukaryota; Metazoa; Chordata; Mammalia; Proboscidea; Elephantidae
Gene: USP40
Product: ubiquitin specific peptidase 40
Exons: 20
Coding region: 1585-3549 (654 amino acids)
Biological process (GO): protein deubiquitination
Cellular component (GO): cytosol; nucleus
Molecular function (GO): cysteine-type deubiquitinase activity
Source: RefSeq, a predicted model, not a curated record